AAAUCGUGAAGCAAAGAUUCUCAAUUAGGGUUCAGGAUCUCUCAUAAAGAUCCUCACGCAGAUCUUUUGGUUUGGCUCCUCGAUGGCAGCCCAAAUUGUGAUUUGUGAUUGCUGCUGAUAUUGCCAUCACAUUGGAUUGGAAAGAAGAAGAAGAAAAUGAAGAUCCUGACAAGGCUGGCAGUGCUGUUUGUCGCCACUGGCAGUGUCAUGUUGGCUGACAGUAGUAACAAUGAGGAGGCAACGACAACGACAACGACAACGAAGAAGAAACCCCAUGUUCUGUUGAUUGUGAUGGACGAUCUCGGUUCUCAUGAUUUGGGUCGUCAUGGAUCGGGCAUUCACACUCCCACAUUGGACGCAUUGGCGGCCGAAGGUGUGUACAUGGACCAAUACUACGUGCUUCCGUAUUGCAGUCCCACCCGGGCAGCCCUGUUGUCCGGUCGGUAUCCUCUUCACACGGGAUGUCAUCAAGUCAUCACCUAUGAUUCGGUACAAGGAUUGCCACUGGACGAAGAAACACUGGCGCAAGUCAUGCGUCGCGCCGGAUACAAGAGUCACGCCGUGGGGAAAUGGCACGUUGGAUACGCCGAUUGGAAAAUGACUCCCACUUUUCGAGGAUUUGAAACCUUUUUUGGAUUCUACACGGGAGGCGAAGAUUACUUUGCCCAUCGGAAUGGAGCCAGAGCUUACGAUUUGAGAUGGGACAAGGAGGAAUUUUGUGGUCACGGAUGCAGUAGACUGCCGGAUGAACGAGGCAAUUAUUCCACGCAAGUCUUUACGCGAGAGGCCAUGCGAGUGAUUCAACAACACGACAACAGUAGUGACAAUGACCAUCCAUUGUUCCUCUACUUGGCAUACCAGGCAGUCCAUGCACCUGACGAAGUCCCCGAAAAGUACCGGCGGCGCUACGACCACAUAGCCAAAAAGCUGAAAUGGGACAAACGACGGCAGACGUAUGCGGGCAUGUUGACGGCCGCCGACGAAGGGAUCCGUCAUGUCGUACGGGCAUUGAAACGCAAGGGCAUGUGGGAGGAUACGGUAGUGGUGUUUACCACUGACAAUGGAGGGCCCACUGCCGUUUGCGCCAUUCAGGGAUCCUCCAAUUAUCCCAAGAGAGGAGGGAAAUGUACACUCUACGAGGGAGGUACAACGGGGGAUGGAUUUGUGGGUGGACCUGCGUUGGCGACCCAUUGGAAGGUUCCGGGAGGUCACAAUCGAACAUAUCCACAUCUCUUUCACGUGGUAGACUGGUUGCCGACAAUCGCCGCCGCGUCGGGUGUAGCUCCGAAUGGCAAGCCAUUGGAUGGAGUCAACCAUCUGGGAGCUCUGCAAAACCAUAACAAUAACAACCAAGGCACAACAACAACCCAACAGCCACCCAGAGAGGAACUCUUUGUGGGGUAUUCCUACGUCCCCAUCAAGGGCGGACAGUGGUAUGGGCCGGCGAUACGCUAUCAAAACUGGAAAUUGAUUCAAGGCGACAGUGGUGGCCCCGAAGAUCCCGACCAUUUCCCUCCGGGCACUAAGGAACCGGUCGAUGGAGGCAAUACCUCGGUGAGCUACAGCCUGUACGAUUUGGCACAAGAUCCCAACGAGCAACACGACGUGGCCAAAGCAAACCCCAGCAUGGUUCGGAAACUGCAAGCCAAGUUACGACACUACCAAGAAACCUAUGUGCCACCACAGCCAAACCAGGAUCCAUCCUGUCCUUUCCCAGGGCCGACCCACACGGAAGAAUUUGGUCUUGUGUGCACGCCGUGGUGUGACAAGGCGCAGGAGAUUGUUGUGUACGCAUGAAACAACAACCAGAGUUGAUUGGUGGCUAAUAACAAGUCUCUUUUCGUUCAAGACUACUACUGGCCUAGCUAGCUAGCCAAGCUCGUCGGAAUCGGUGUUGCUUCGUAUUACUUAAUCAUUGAGAGUCCCAACAAUGACCAACGCCGUGAAACUCAUCGCAGACAUGCCUGCGAGUUGUUCCAACGUCCCCCAGGGCUUUUGCGCCUCGCUGACUUCAAAAAACUUGAGCAAGACUGGUACGAAACAAAUGGCUGUGAAACCAACCACCUUGACAGGAUCCACGCCGUUGGCCAAAAGACCCGUUGUCAUGGCGCUGGCAAACAUGUAGGCUCCAUCAAUGCUCAGUAUCUCCUUGAUCAGGGGAUCUUCAGACAGAAAGAAUUUAUUUGGUUUGUGCCAGAGCACCACAGAUGAUGAGACCUAUGCUGUCACGGCAUUGAACGCUCCAACACGAGCAUCGCACUUACCAGGACCCACUGAAAUGGAAGUUCGUUUAAGGAUCGUGUCUGGUUUCAGAUACAGGUACAAGCCAUGGAUUCCAAGGACAAUCGAGGCCACCUUGGUCAGUGCUAGCGCGUCACCAGAUCCUGAAAAGAGAGAAUAGACAAUCAAAACCAGGACGGCCCAAGCGACACCAAACGCCUUCAAGGUCAUUCCAACCACACGUUCGUCGUUUGCAAGCAUCAUGAGCGUCAUGGAGAGAAUGCGAGCCGCAACGCCAUACCCAAUGGCUCUUUCUACAGAAGUUUUCCCCGAGAGUGCCAACAGGUUGGCAGCUGCGAUUGUUGCUGCUGAUGCACCAAUGCCGUGGAGAUACUUGUGUGACAACGAAUCUUUCGGAAUAUAAAUUCCAAACCAAGACAUUGAUGUUUGCGGCAUGAGAGUGCCACAAAUGGCAUCACCACCAGCCAAGACGCUGAAAGCUGUGGCGAGAGUCUUGCCUUUUACGGGCCCCAAGUCGCCCCCUCGGAGGUUCACGAUGGUUCGCUUCGCGUGGACUGACGAAAUCUUCCGAGAUGGCUUCGGCAGCCCACGAGCGCUGCUUACAAUCCGCAGCAGCGCAAGUAGGAUGCAAAUCUUCCUCUCCAUGGUGGCACUUUGUGGAGGUCGUGGCGACAAGUAAAUGAGAAUGCUGGAUGUCAGCGACACACCCAUAAUGUCAAACACUCGUGAUUGCACCAUCAGUCCACCAAGACCAACGCAAAAUUCAGUGCCUCCUACUGCAAUCUUGUCACAACCCUCUUCCUUGCAUCGCUUCCAUCCAUCAUGAUCAACGCAAAAGUCAGUGCCUCCUCCUGCACCCUGCUUGCAUCCCUCUUUUGACAUCGCUGCCACUUGGUUUCUUCUUUUGCAAAUAGGUGAUUUCAUGGAGCAUGAUACGCAGAUGGUUGACAUAACAAUACCUUAAGGAUAGAUCCCCAACCUCUCCCAUCAGGGAUACCCUCCGACCUUGCUUGUCACCCGGAAACAGACAGUUAUCAACCAAUCUGCUUUGACUGGGGGAGAUUUCGGGCUACAUGAGUCAGAGUCAGCCUGCAUAAUACGUGCAGUGCGCAGUGUUGCACUACUGCAGUUUAGAGCCAAUGAAGUGGUCUCCUGCCGAUCACUGCAAGUUUCCAUGCUCAAACCUUGCUGUCACGGUGCCACCAAUGUCAUUGUGCCGACUAAGACAACCGACAAAGAAGUCAAGCUGCCCCCAAACACAAAAGAUUCCCCUGAAGGCUCGGAGCAAGGGCUGAUGUGCGGACGGACCGCAUUGCAACAAUGGUGGACCGCGCAGAUCACGACUUAGUUGGGCAAUCGGAGCUUCUGUUUUACGCACGCCUAGCCUCACGAGUCAAUUCAAAGAGGCAAGCUUGAAGGGGAUCUUUACGAUCCAAGUCUAUGGAGCAAGGGCUCAGAACGAAGCACCGGAAAGGAGCAGAUGGAAUGGACUCUUAUAUCCUGUCGACUGCUACCACGGUGCUUACAAUGAAACACGUGACAAAGACAAUACGGGAAGGUGUACUCGCUUAAGUAACGAGUUGUACGACGAGUCAUUCACGGUCUUAGGUGACCAAGCUUAACUGAGUCCCACAUCUGGCUUGGAUUGCUUUGGACUUGAGCUCUGGCUCUUGGCGGGAAAAGAUCUUUCUCGGUUCCCACAAUCGUU
Molecule: messenger RNA, 3949 nt
Organism: Seminavis robusta
Lineage: Eukaryota; Bacillariophyta; Bacillariophyceae; Naviculales; Naviculaceae
Source: the annotation of a GenBank genome assembly